Molecule: messenger RNA, 2125 nt
Organism: Capsicum annuum
Lineage: Eukaryota; Viridiplantae; Streptophyta; Magnoliopsida; Solanales; Solanaceae
Product: 3-ketoacyl-CoA synthase 6
Exons: 4
Coding region: 205-1704 (499 amino acids)
Biological process (GO): fatty acid biosynthetic process
Cellular component (GO): membrane
Molecular function (GO): acyltransferase activity, transferring groups other than amino-acyl groups
Source: RefSeq, a predicted model, not a curated record
UUAGAUCACAAAUUUAAAAGAUUAUUUUUCUUUUUAAAUACUGUAUCAAGUCAAACAGCGUCACGGGAUGGAGGGAGUAAUUUUUAUGUAGUAUAUAAAUCUCCACUCUAUAUAUUCCCCCAACCAUAUGUAGUGAAACAUAUCAACUAUUUCUUCCUUUUCCCAAAAAAAGAAAAAAAAUCAUCUUUCCAAUUAUUACCAAAAAUGCCAGAAAAAUCCCUAGAUUAUCCUCAUUCAAUAAAACUAAGGUAUGUCAAAUUAGGUUACCAAUACCUAAUUAACAACAUUUUAACAUUCUUGUUAGUACCAAUUAUGCUAACAAUUCUACUUCGAAUUCUUCAAUCAAGUCCAGAUGAACUGUUCAGUUUCUACGACUCACUUUCCUUAACUUCAAUUCACAUCAUUUGUUCAUUGUUCAUCAUAACUUACGUAACAACAUGUUACAUUAUGUCACGUCCAAGGACCAUAUACUUAGUGGAUUACGCGUGUUUUCGCCCUCCUAUCACAUGUCGUAUCCCAUUCGCAUCCUUUAUGGAACACGCGCAUCUUAUUUUGUCCGAUGAACCUAAAAGCGUGCGCUUUCAGAUGAAAAUCCUUGAACGUUCUGGUCUUAGUGAAGAAACCGCGUUACCACCGGCCAUGCAUUAUAUUCCACCAACACCUACAAUGGAUUUGGCUAGAGAAGAAGCUGAGCUUGUUAUAUUUUCAGCCAUGGAUUCACUUUUGGCGAAAACUGGUCUAAAACCUAAAGACAUUGAUGUCCUUGUUGUCAAUUGUAGCCUCUUUUCGCCUACACCUUCGCUUUCGGCUAUGGUUAUAAACAAGUAUAAAUUGAGGAGUAAUAUAAAGAGUUUUAAUUUAUCUGGAAUGGGAUGCAGUGCUGGUGUUAUAUCAAUUGAUUUAGCUCGUGAUAUACUUCAACAAUACCCUAAUUCAAAUGCUGUGGUCAUUAGCACAGAGAUUCUCACUCCAAAUGGCUAUUUAGGUAAAGAGAGAUCGAUGUUGCUUACAAAUUGCCUAUUCAGAAUGGGAGGAGCAGCCAUACUUUUAUCUAACCGAAAAUCGGAUCAUAGGCGGGCCAAAUACCGUCUAUCACACAUAGUCAGAACACACAAAGGUGCAGACGAUAGAUCGUUUAGAUGUGUACAACAACAAGAAGAUCCAGAAGGGAAAGUGGGCAUAAAUUUGUGUAUAGAUCUCAUGCAAGUGGCAGGAGAUGCAUUGAAAUCUAAUAUUACAACCAUUGGACCACUUGUUCUACCCGCUUCAGAACAACUUCUCUUUCUUCUGACACUCAUUUGUCGGAAAAUUUUUAAGGCUAAAAUGAAACCCUAUAUUCCCGAUUUCAAAUUAGCGUUUGAACAUUUUUGCAUACACGCCGGUGGAAGGGCUGUGAUAGAUGAGCUGCAGAACAACCUGCAGCUAUCGGCGGAGCAUGUAGAGGCCUCGAGAAUGACGUUGUACCGGUUCGGAAACACAUCAUCGUCAUCACUAUGGUAUGAGAUGAGUUAUAUCGAGGCAAAAGGAAGAAUGAAGAAAGGUGACAGGAUUUGGCAAAUCGCAUUUGGAAGUGGAUUUAAGUGUAACAGUGCUGUAUGGAAGUGUAAUAGAACAAUAAAAAAUACUCCAAUAGAUGAACAUAAUCCAUGGGCUGAUUGCAUUGACAGAUACCCUGUUGAUAUUCCAGAUGUUGUUAGGCUCUAAGAAAAAAAGACAGCUCGAUCGGUGUAUUAAAGUUUCUGGUAUAUAUGGGGUUCGAGAAAGGGUUGAAAAAUAAGAGUUUAUUGUGUGCAGCAUAAUCAUCUUUAGUUAAUUCAUUUUCUUCUCUUUAUUUGAGGACAGCUCGAUGCACUAAAGCACUCGCUAUGCAUAGGUUCAGGGAAAAGGACCCCACCGCAAGGGUGUGUUGUACGCAGUCUUACCUUGCAGUUCUGUCAGAGGUUGUUUCCAAGGCUUCUCUUCAUUUGAGGAAAUUAAAAUUCAGUGUGUUAUUUGCUUUAAUUUGCAUGCAUAUGAGGUUUUCCUUUUUCCCUAAUUAGUCUAAUUGUGUGUUACUAUAAUCUGAGAAUGUAUUAUGAUUUUUAAUUUAUGUGAAAUAAAGUCGAGACAGCUAUAUUUGUUGGUA